GCUGCGAGCCAGCGACAUCAUGGAGCCCAACCUGACGUACGUGUACCCGCACACCAGGAUCCAGUCCCUCGUGAGCAUCCUGCGCACCACGGUGCAUCACGCCUUCCCCGUGGUGACCGAGAACAGGGGCAACGAGAGGGAGUUCAUGAAGGGAAAUCAGCUAAUAAGUAACAACAUCAAAUUCAAGAAAUCGAGCAUCCUCACCCGAGCUGGGGAGCAGCGCAAGCGCAGUCAGUCGAUGAAAUCCUACCCCUCGAGCGAGCUGCGCAACAUGUGCGACGAGCACAUCGCGACGGAGGAGCCGCCAGAAAAGGAGGAUCUGCUGCAACAGAUGCUCGAGAGAAGGUACACUCCCUACCCCAACCUCUACCCCGACCAGUCUCCCAGCGAGGAGUGGACCAUGGAGGAACGCUUCAGGCCUUUGACCUUCCACGGCCUGAUCCUGCGCUCGCAGCUGGUCACCCUCCUUGUCAGGGGUGUCUGUUACUCCGAGAGCCAGUCGGGCGGGAGCCAGCCUCGGCUGUCGCAUGCAGAGAUGUCGGAGGAUUACCCCCGCUACCCAGACAUCCACGACCUGGACCUCACGUUGCUGAACCCUCGCAUGAUAGUGGAUGUCACCCCGUACAUGAACCCAUCGCCCUUCGCUGUCUCUCCAAACACUCACGUGUCACAAGUUUUCAACCUGUUCAGGACAAUGGGCCUCAGGCAUUUGCCGGUUGUGAACGCGGUAGGAGAGAUUGUCGGGAUAAUCACCCGGCACAACCUGACCCACGAGUUCCUGCAGGCGAGACUGAGGCAGCACUACCAGACCCUCUGA
This is a messenger RNA of Apaloderma vittatum (bar-tailed trogon), 817 nucleotides long. RefSeq names its product chloride transport protein 6-like. Lineage: Eukaryota; Metazoa; Chordata; Aves; Trogoniformes; Trogonidae. The transcript has 6 exons. Gene Ontology annotation, cellular component: intracellular membrane-bounded organelle; lysosomal membrane. The record is from RefSeq and is a predicted model, not a curated record. Gene Ontology annotation, molecular function: chloride transmembrane transporter activity. The annotation marks the transcript as partial.